This is a messenger RNA of Tupaia belangeri chinensis (Chinese tree shrew), 240 nucleotides long. Its product is annotated as secretoglobin family 1C member 1-like. The annotation marks the transcript as partial. The record is from RefSeq and is a predicted model, not a curated record. The transcript is spliced from 2 exons. Lineage: Eukaryota; Metazoa; Chordata; Mammalia; Scandentia; Tupaiidae.
AUGAAGGUGAGCAGUGCCCUCCUUCUGGUGGCCCUCACCCUGUUCUGCGCCUGUGGGUUGGUGGCCACAGGGGAGGAAGACAAUGAGUUUUUCAUGGAGUUCCUGCAAACGCUGCUGGUGGGGACUGCAGAGGAGCUCUACGAGGGUCCCCUGGGCAAGUAUGAUGUCAACGAUGAUGCCAAGGCAGCACUCACAGAGCUCAAGUCCUGCAUAGACAACCUGCAGCCCAUGCACAAGGCA